This is a messenger RNA of Brienomyrus brachyistius, 5310 nucleotides long. RefSeq names its product erb-b2 receptor tyrosine kinase 2 (gene erbb2). Gene Ontology annotation, cellular component: signaling receptor complex; basal plasma membrane. The transcript is spliced from 27 exons. NCBI's taxonomy places the organism in Eukaryota, Metazoa, Chordata, Actinopteri, Osteoglossiformes, Mormyridae. Gene Ontology annotation, molecular function: ATP binding; transmembrane receptor protein tyrosine kinase activity. The record is from RefSeq and is a predicted model, not a curated record. Bases 165 to 3953 code for a protein of 1262 amino acids. Gene Ontology annotation, biological process: protein phosphorylation; multicellular organism development; positive regulation of kinase activity.
CACCGCCACUCCCCAUCCAGGCCCUCACGGUAGCGCGCUGCGCGCUUCCGCGCCGACCCAGGGGCGAAAGCCGUAGCACUCGAUUCCGCAGGAAGCACCACGCCGGGCAGCCGAAAAAGCAAACUUUCUCGCCGACUAUGGAGCAGUGAUUUGCGGCGCUACCUAUGGAGGCGACUUGGUCUUCGCUGUUAUUUGGGGUCGUGCUCAUAUCAGCGACGAGCACAUCAGCCAGGGAAGUAUGUCUCGGCACUGAUAUGAAGCUGCAGCUACCGUCCAGCCUGGAAAACCACUACAAAACACUGGAGCUGCUCUACUCUGGUUGCCAGGUGGUGCAUGGGAACCUGGAGAUCACCCACCUGCACGGAAACCUGGACCUUAGCUUUCUACAGGGCAUCGUGGAGGUGCAGGGUUAUGUGCUGGUGGCCCACGUGUCGGUGAGUUCGGUGCCACUGAGCAGUCUGCGCAUCAUCCGCGGGAGCCAGCUCUACGAAUCGCGAUAUGCUCUGGCCGUACUGGACAACAGGGGCCCUGGGGAUUCUGGGCUGACAGAGCUGCUAAUGAGGAGUCUGACGGAGAUCCUUCUUGGUGGGGUGUACAUUUGGGGGAACCCUCACUUGUGCUUUCCCCAGCACAUCAAUUGGAAUGACACGCUAGAUGAACAGAACCCGCAGAGCCUCCAGCGAGUGGUGCAGCCAUCCAACUGUCUGAGCUGCUCUCCUGCGUGUGGGUUGCGGGGAUGCUGGGGCCGGACGGAGCAGGACUGUCAAACCUUGACCCGUCUGCCUUGCACCUCUGGCUGCCUGCGCUGUAAGGGUCCACGCCACAACGACUGCUGCCACAAGCAGUGUGCGGCGGGCUGCACUGGGCCCAAGGACACAGACUGCCUGGCUUGUCGACACUUUAAUGACAGUGGAUUGUGUAAAGAUAGCUGUCCACUGGCCAACAUCUAUGAGCCGUCGACCUUCCAGCUCAAGCCCAACAAGGACAAAAAGUUCAGCUUUGGUGCCGCCUGUGUGAAAGAGUGCCCUCGAAACUUCCUGGCCAUAGAGGUGGCCUGUACCAUGAUGUGCCCGAAAGCCAACCAGGAGGUCAUCACCAGCCUGCCUGAUGGCAGCGAGGUGCAGAAGUGUGAGAAGUGUGAUGACGACUGUCCCCAAGUGUGCUACGGCUUGGGGAUGGACAGCCUGCAGGGAGUCCUGGCCAUCAACUCAUCCAACAUUGGCCUCUUCGCUGGCUGCAAGAAAAUCUUUGGUAGUCUGGCCUUCCUGCCACAGACCUUCACUGGAGAUCCUAUGACCAACACCUCUGCCCUGGACCCCAAGCAGCUCAACGUGUUCAGAGGCCUGCAGGAAAUAACAGGAUACCUGUACAUUGAGGCCUGGCCCAAUGGCUGGGUGGAUCUCAGCAUCUUUGAGAAGCUGGAGGUGAUCAGAGGGAGAAUGCUGUACAGAGGCAUCUUCUCGCUGGGUGUGCAGUCCCUGCACAUCACGUCCCUUGGCCUGCGCUCUCUUCGCAGUGUCAGUGGGGGCCUCAUUCUAGUGCACAACAACAACCAGCUCUGCUAUACCUCAUCUGCACCAUGGGGGGCGCUGCUGCCGGCAGAGCAGCGGACACACCUCAUCAUCACCAAAAAUCGUAACCCAGAGGACUGCGCAGCCGAAGGGCACGUUUGCCACCCCCUCUGUGUGGACAGCAGCUGCUGGGGGCCUGGUGCUGGACAGUGUGUGUCCUGCCUGAAGUACCGGCGUGGCACAGAGUGUGUGAAGGAGUGUAACGUCCUGCAGGGGGUGGAACGCGAGUACAGCAACGGCUCCGUCUGUGUCCCCUGCCACUCUGAGUGCUUGCUGUUAAAUGGCACCGUCUCCUGUUACGGUCAGGGUGCGCACCAGUGCCUAGAGUGCCGUCACUUCCGGGAUGGGGAGGCGUGCGUGCGGAGCUGUCCCAGCGGAGCCAAGGAGGACCAACACACUGUGUGGAAAUACGCCAAUGCUACCAGGCACUGCCUGCCCUGCGGCACCAGCUGCUCCCCACCGUGCAGUGUGUUGGACGAGCGUGGCUGCCCCGUUACCCAGAAGGCAUGGCUGGUCACCUCUGUGGCAGCGGCUGUGGGUGGAGUCUUCCUCUUCCUCAUCCUUCUGGCAGUGCUGGUGUUCCUCCUACGCCGACAGAGACACCUGAGAAGGAAGAAGACACUGAGGAGGAUCCUGCAGGAGCACGAGCUGGUGGAGCCGCUGACCCCCAGUGGCGCUGUUCCCAACCAGGCCCAGAUACGCAUCUUGAAAGAGACUGAGCUGAAGAAGGUCCGGGUGCUGGGGUCUGGGGCUUUCGGCACGGUCUAUAAGGGGGUGUGGGCCCCUGAUGGGGAGACUGUGAAAAUCCCAGUAGCUAUAAAGGUGUUGCUGGAGAACACCUCGCCAAAGGCCAACAAGGACAUCCUGGAUGAGGCCUACGUGAUGGCGGGCGUGGCCAGUCCCUACGUGUGCCGCUUGCUGGGCAUCUGUCUGACAUCCACUGUGCAGCUGGUCACCCAGCUCAUGCCAUAUGGCUGCCUGCUGGACUAUGUGCGCGAGAAUAAAGAGCGUGUCAGCUCCCAGUACCUGCUCAACUGGUGCGUGCAGAUCGCCAAGGGAAUGAGCUACCUGGAGGAGGUGCGGCUCGUCCACAGAGACCUGGCUGCCCGCAAUGUGCUGGUGAAGGAUCCCAACCAUGUCAAGAUCACAGACUUCGGACUGGCUCGCCUGCUCGACAUUGAUGAGACCGAGUACCACGCGGAAGGCGGCAAAGUGCCCAUUAAGUGGAUGGCGCUGGAGUCCAUCUUACACAGGAAGUUCACGCACCAGAGCGACGUGUGGAGCUACGGGGUGACGAUCUGGGAACUGAUGACGUUCGGAGCCAAACCCUAUGACCUGAUUCCAGCCAGGCAGAUCCCAGAGCUGCUCGAGGGUGGGGAGCGGCUUCCGCAGCCCCUCAUCUGCACCAUCGAUGUGUACAUGAUCAUGGUCAAGUGCUGGAUGAUUGAUCCGGAAAGUCGACCCAAGUUUCGUGAGCUGGUCACAGACUUCAGCACGAUGGCCCGGGACCCUCCCCGAUACGUGGUCAUACAGAAUGAUGGGAACAUGAGCCAGUCUAGCCCAGUGGACAGCCAGUUCUUCCGCAUGCUGCUGGAGGAGGAGGGGGGGGACAUGCGAGAGCUCCUGGAAGCAGAGGAGUACCUGGUGCCCCAGCCGGCCUCUGCAGCCAGGAACGGGCCCUUCAGACACCCAUCACACAUGAGCGCCAGGCAGUGUGUGGAAGAUGGGGUCUCGGCAGGGGGGCCGUACCUGUACUCGUCUGUCAGCACCCUCGGGCAGGAUAAGUGCCCCGCUCUGGCCAUUCAGUCCCCCACAGGCAGCCCUUGGGUACCCCGGUACCCCUUGCUGGCACGUAGCGUGUCCCAUCAUUCUGCAGGGGGCCAUUCUGACUCUGUGUUCCUGGAUGCGGGGGCGGAAGACUGCAGCAGUCAGGGGCGCUACUGCGAUGACCCCUCACAGGCCACGGUUGCCAAUGGCGACCAGGGGGCCAUGAGUGCGAGGCUGCCUGGCCUCCCACAUACCCUCCCCCGUGGAGCUCGCCGGCAACCAGAAUACGUGAACCAGACUGCUGCAGACGGCACCGCAGGUACCCCCGUCCGCUACAGCACCCUGCCCCGCAAGACAUCUGCCGGAGUGCGGCACCCCCUCAAUGGCCUGCGCUCCGGGAACAGCGUGGAGAACCCGGAGUACAUCAUCCCCCUGGGCAGCACCUCACCUGCGUUUGUCUGUCCUUACUACCUAGGCCUGCACACUCAGGCUGGGGGUGAGAAGGCCACAGCACCCACAGCCUUGCACCUCACCAAUGGCAGCCUCACGAAUGGCUUUGUCAUGCCUGCAGUAGAGAACCCCGAGUACCUUGGACUGGAAAAAGAGCACACCUGAACGCAUCUGGGGGGGCAGAGGUGGGAGGCUCAGGGAGGAAUGUGCCCUAGAGGAGAGCUUCAGAAAAGGAGGAGUGCUUACACUGAGCCCACUUAUAUACUCACAUGUGAUCUGCGAGCAAAUUCUGAUUGGUCAUUUGUUCACACUUCUGUUUGACACCACAUCGUCCCAUCAGCGUGUCAACAAGAAAAGGUCAUCCUGUUUCUUUGUGGCAGAAUCACAAGUUAGCCAACACUGGAUGCCUGGUUGCACUUAUAAAAAUUGCAUCACUCUUGCCUGGUGUCUUUUUACUCUCCCAUUUUUGAUUGGGGGAGAUCAUUUAAAAAGUGCUUGAACACACUUGAGCUCUGCUCACGCCCUUAUCUUUAUUUACCCCAUUAUAUGCACCCCACCCGCUCAAUUCUUCCUCCACACAGAGUGCUAAUAAUUUUAGAAUUGUCCUCCCAGACCAGAGACUAUACUGGUGUUUAGCAUGCAGACCAUGGUGUCUUGGACCUAAUAGAGAAGAAUCAAAGUCUGUUUUGCUCAUGAGAAAACGCUUUUCAGAACUGUCUGGCACUUGUUGUUGAUCCAUGAAAGGCUGACAUUAUGCAUCAGCGGACAGAGCCCGGGGUGUGAGGAAACGGCAUUCGUGUUUGUCCAUUGACACGCUUUUGAAAUGGUGCUGAGCUUGACACAGCGGCCCGGGCCUCACCCACUGCGAGGGCACAGCUGGGAACGGAACCCCUUCAUGGCCAUGUGAAAACAAGAUGACCGCCAUGUAGCAAGCAGUCACCAGGCAGCAGCAGAGCGCCUUGUGCAUCCUGACAGACCUCUACAAAAAAGCCUGGUCUGGUGACAACUGUGGCACGGCCUCUGUGUUUCGGGGCGAAAGGGUAAUCUUCCUAGACACGUGUGGUUAAAGGAUGUAACAGAGCCCUACUGAUCCCAAUCAAGAUGUUGCCAUUUUCGACAAGUAGUUAUUUAGUUGGAAAGGCUAAACCCGCUGAGACGUAGGUAAGAAUGAAACCAGAAUGUUCUGGAGUUGGAAUGUUCUGAGGAGACCACUAACGCAUAAUAUCAGGCCAAUUUAAACUGGAUGAUCACCAUUUAAGCUGCUGUGGCAGGAUGCGGGUUGGAUGCCUGAAUGGUGACGUUGUUUCGUGAGGCUAGGCAGGGUCACUGGCACACAGACGAAGAUGUUCCUCCGCAAUAUGAAGAUGGUAGACUUACAGACUCACAGACACAUGAAUUGGCCAUAGCAGCUGAAUUUUGUUUUAUAAGGCUGUAUUGUGUGAGGUGACAGAAAUAAUAUAAAUUAUUAUGACCAAGGCAGAAUUUGACUGCACAUUAAAAACUAAUUGAAAACAAAUAUGAA